CUCGUUCUAUAAUAGGGCCGCCCCUCACGGAUAUGGUUCCUCCACGCUGCGCUGAACGCGCUUGGCUCAAAAGCCCCGGUUGCUUUUGAGGAGCGUCUUUCCCUGUUUCUUUCCUUCCUGAGGGAAUGGCGGCCUCCGCAAAGGGAUAGCUCUGCAGGGCUCCUGCCAGGACACCGGUCCGCUUUCGGUUGCAAGAAGCGACCCAAACUCUUCCUCUGCCGUGUUUCUUAUGUCAGCCGCUCUGAAAAUAAAAUAAAAAAUAGACAUUUGAGUUUAGCCCUUUUCUAGCCGCCCAGUAGGUGAACGUGCCAGCUUCACCCGGGGCAGCCCUUUAAAAAAGGUAUUUUUGAAAGGUCACCCGUGGCUAACUGGCCCUUUAAGAUAUAGGAAGAAAAAGCAGGUUCCGACCUGGAGGCUCACUGGUCUGAAGGGAAGAGAGUGUGGGCUGUGGAGGAGAACGUGUGAAAAAGCGAAAACAACGGAAAAGGUGAAAGGGGUUGUGAUGAGGAGGUGGGCAUAGUAACCCCUGAGCUCCUCCUAGGUAUCACCUCUGCUCCCCACCCCACCCACCCUGAUCCUCCUGGCACAAUAUCAUGUCUCAGGGAAGUGAGCAUGGGAAAUGGACAGUGUCUAGUAGCGAUGAUGAGAGUGCAGGGGAACAAACGAACAGCCAGAUGCCGUCCACCUCUUUGCUGCAGCAAACUGGGCAAGAGAAGGGUCCCCGUUACCCUUGCUCAGAGGCCAGGAAAGCUGCUCACAAAAGAAAAGCAUCUCCCCUGGAACAUAGCGAUGGGAGCUUUCCGCAGGAAGUGGCCCCGGCUCAGAAACAGAAGCCCUCUCAAGAAGGUUUAGGUUGGUGCCUUUCUAGUAGUGAUGAUGAUGAUGAAGACGAUCUGAAAGAGCGAAGGGGGAAAGGAGGUGCAGCAGCUGGAGUCGGGCAGGAAGAGCAUUGUGCUCCUAAGGGGAUCCUAUCAAACCAUAAACUUCCACCAAGCUACGAAACGACAGAGCCGUCUGACAGAGUACAAGAUGCUUGGGAUCUAUUAAAUGGACGAAACCCUUUCAGAUUCUUCCUCACUAAAGUCAAAGGAAUUAAGGCAAAGUACAAUUCUGGAUCCCUACACAUAAAAGAUAUUUUGUCUCCCCUCUUUGGGACUCUUGUAUCUUCUGCUCAGUCUCCACAAGUUGAGCUACAACAUCUGGGGAAUCCAAGGUGGGACGAGGCUGCUCUAAACUUUCAGGACAAACCUUUAUUAAUAAUCCAUGGGGAGAAGCGAGAAUCCAAGGCUGCACUACAUGAAGAGGCACAUCCUUAUAAAAAUGUUCGCUUAUGCCAGGCAAAGUUGGAUAUUGCUUUUGGAACACACCACACGAAAAUGAUGUUGUUACAUUACGAAGAAGGGCUUCGCGUGGUGAUACAUACAUCCAACCUUAUUGAUGAUGAUUGGUACCAGAAAACACAAGGAAUAUGGCUAAGCCCUCUGUAUCCAAAACUGCCACUUGGAGCUGCUGAGGCUGCUGGUGAAUCUCGUACCAAUUUUAAGUGUGACCUAAUAAGCUAUUUGAGGUCUUACGGUUCUCCUACUCUCAAUGAAUGGGUUGAAAUAAUCAAGCAGCAUGAUUUUUCAGAGACAAGAGUAUAUCUUCUUGGGUCAACUCCAGGUCGAUACCAAGGCAGUGAAAAAGAGAAAUGGGGUCAUCUCAGACUUAGAAAGCUUUUGAAAGAGCAUGCAACCCAGCUACCUGAUCAGCAUUCUUGGCCUGUAAUAGGACAGUUCUCAAGCAUUGGAUCUUUGGGAGCUGAUCAUUCCAAAUGGCUGUGUUCAGAAUUUAGAGACAGUUUGAUCUCUCUGGGAAACAACACAAAGACACUGUCAAAUCAUGAUGUUCCUGUUCACCUGGUUUACCCAUCAGUGGACAACGUGAGACAGAGUUUAGAAGGUUAUCCAGCUGGUGGUUCUCUUCCGUACAGUAUACAAACAGCACAGAAACAGCUUUGGCUGCACUCUUACUUCCACAAGUGGUCAGCAGAGACGUCAGGUCGUAGCCACGCAAUGCCUCACGUUAAGACUUACAUGAGAUCAUCUCCAGACUUCCAGAAGAUUGCAUGGUUUCUAGUUACAAGUGCCAAUCUUUCUAAGGCUGCUUGGGGAGUGUUUGAGAAAAAUGGCACGCAGAUGAUGAUCCGAUCAUAUGAGCUAGGAGUCCUCUUCCUGCCAUCAGAAUUUGGCUUGGAUGCAGGCUACUUCCAAGUGAAGGAAAACAUGUUUUCUGAUGAGCCGGUGUUAGCGUUUCCUGUACCUUAUGAUCUGCCCCCAGAGAAGUAUGAAAGCAAAGAUCGCCCAUGGAUUUGGAAUAUUCCCUACACCAAAGCGCCUGAUACACAUGGAAAUAUGUGGGUCCCUAAAUGAAUAGCCCAAGUUCACCCAAGUUCACCACAGAAUGAAACUUCAGCAUCUUUAAAUAUGAGCCGAUUCAUAUACCUGUGGGACUUGCUGGUUCUAAUAACAUGGACUUCUACACAGGAUGUAAACUAACUUCUCUUUUUUGAAGAAGUACAUUUUUUAUAGAUUGAAAACGUUUUGAAUAAAAUAAUGGGCAUAUAGAUGAAUAUUGCUAGAGCUUAUGAUAAUGCAGUGCUUUUAAAAUUGAAUUUAUAAACAUCAUUGCUCUUUUUUUGAAAUGACCAUGUCAGUUGGGUCAGACUAUCUUUGUACUGAGCCUGAAUAUUUUCAGCCCUGUUCCUUCUUUAUCCUGGAAACAGUGGCCCUGAUGAAGGAGAAAUUUGUGCAGAAUUGAAAUAAAGUGAAUAAAAGUUCUUGGUUUCUUCAGUCA
Molecule: messenger RNA, 2835 nt
Organism: Podarcis muralis (Common wall lizard)
Lineage: Eukaryota; Metazoa; Chordata; Lepidosauria; Squamata; Lacertidae
Source: RefSeq, a predicted model, not a curated record